Molecule: messenger RNA, 2000 nt
Organism: Cicer arietinum (chickpea)
Lineage: Eukaryota; Viridiplantae; Streptophyta; Magnoliopsida; Fabales; Fabaceae
Product: cytochrome P450 CYP736A12-like
Molecular function (GO): iron ion binding; monooxygenase activity; heme binding
Source: RefSeq, a predicted model, not a curated record
AGAAGAAAUAAAUGUCAUAAGGGUCAAAAGUUUGAACACAACUUGAUAAUAGUGCUCUCUCAAUAGCAACUUCCAAAGAAAAUAAACGAGUGCUACAUCUUUCGUUUACAAGCCAAUCCAUGUUAUAUUUGGGAGGAAGAUCGUAGAUAAACAAUUUGAUUGUUGCGGACAAAAUAAAAAUGCAUUUUCACAUACUCGUUUUCAUUCUCUUCACUUUCAUUUUCACAUAUCUUUUAUUCAAACUUUUCUUACAUCCAAAAGAAAAAAGCAUAAACAAUAAAAAGGCACCAGGUCCAGCAAAACUUCCAAUAAUAGGAAAUCUCCACUUAUUAGGCACUCUUCCCCAUCGAUCUCUUCAUUCACUCUCCAUCAAAUAUGGUCCCAUCAUGUCCUUACAAUUGGGCCAAGUCCCAACUAUUAUCGUUUCAUCUUCAAAAGCAGCAGAAUUAUUCCUCAAAACUCAUGAUAUUGUUUUUGCAAGUCGACCAAAGAUUCAAGCAUCUAAGCUCAUCUCUUACGAUUCCAAAGGGUUGGCUUUUUCUGAGUAUGGUCCUUAUUGGCGUAGUGUGAGGAAAUUGUGCACUUUGAAACUUCUCAGUCCUUCCAAAGUUGAGAUGUUUGGUCCUAUUAGAAAGGAAGAGUUGGGUGUUUUGGUUAAGUCAUUGGAGAAAGCUUCUAUGGUGGGUGAAGUUGUGAAUGUUAGUGAGGUUGUAGGGAACCUUAUUGAGGAAAUUAUGUGUAAAAUAAUAUUGGGUCGAAGUAAGUAUGAGCAAUUUGACUUGAAGAAGUUGAUUCAAGAAGCAUUGGCUUUGAUCGGAUCUUUUAAUAUGGCUGAUUAUGUUCCUUGGUUAGGUGCAUUUGAUCUUCAGGGAUUAACACGAGCUUGUAAAAGAGUGAGUAAAUCACUUGAUGAAGUUCUGGAGGUGAUAAUAACAGAGCAUGAACAAGCUACUAAAAUAGACAAAACUCAUCGUGAAGACUUUGUAAACAUACUUCUCUCAAUAAUGCACCAACCCAUAGAAUUCGAAAAUGAACACAAUCUUAUUAUUGAUCGAACUAACAUCAAAGCUAUUUUACUAGACAUGAUUGUGGCAGGAAUUGAUACUUCUUCUACCGUGAUUGAGUGGGCUUUAUCUGAACUUAUAAGACAUCCAAGAGUGAUGAAAAACCUUCAAGAUGAGAUAACAAAUGAAGUAGGAAAUAAGAGAAUGGUUGAAGAGAAUGAUUUAAAUAAGUUGAAUUACUUAGAUAUGGUUGUUAAUGAAACCUUAAGGCUUUAUCCUGUUGGACCCUUACUAAUUCCUCGUGAGUGUAGAGAGAGCAGAACAAUUGAUGGUUAUUUUAUUAAGAAAAAGACACGAGUAAUGAUAAAUGCAUGGGCUAUUGGGAGAGAUCUUAAUGUUUGGUCAGAAAAUGCUGAUGAAUUUUAUCCAGAGAGAUUUAUUGACAAGAAAAUGAACUAUCAAGGACAAGAGUUUGAUUCUAUACCAUUUGGUUCUGGUCGUAGGCGUUGUCCUGGGAUUCAAUUGGGUUUGGUUACUGUUAAAUUGGUUAUAGCUCAAUUGGUGCAUUGCUUUAAUUGGAAACUUCCAUAUAAUAUGAGUCCUUCCAAUUUGAAUAUGGAGGAGAAAUUUGGACUCACUAUGCCAAGAGCUCAACACUUGUAUGCAAUACCUAGUUAUCGCUUGGCAGGAGAUGCCAAACAUGAAUAAAUCCAUAAAGGACAAUCAAUGUUUGGAUUCAAGAAGUUUAUUACCAAUAAAGAUGUUCUGUUAAUGAUGUUUGUAUAAAAUAAGUUAAUGAAUAUUGCUAGUAGUUUAUAAAUUUAUGUAGCCAAUAUUUGAGUGUCUUUGUGGUAAACAACUUAUUCAGUUAAAUGUUAUUUGAAUAAGAGCUUAUCACAUAACAACCUAUGUUUAAGUAGAGACUAUCAUGUAUAAUGAAUUUAGAUGUUCUGCAUGUAGUAGUGAGUGAGUGCCAUACCUAAAUUUCUUACUUCA